Messenger RNA from Diospyros lotus (date-plum), 2843 nucleotides. RefSeq names its product transketolase, chloroplastic-like. Gene Ontology annotation, biological process: pentose-phosphate shunt. The transcript is spliced from 7 exons. Gene Ontology annotation, cellular component: cytosol. Bases 53 to 2359 code for a protein of 768 amino acids. The record is from RefSeq and is a predicted model, not a curated record. Gene Ontology annotation, molecular function: transketolase activity. NCBI's taxonomy places the organism in Eukaryota, Viridiplantae, Streptophyta, Magnoliopsida, Ericales, Ebenaceae.
CCCCUCUCCCUCUCCAGAAGCCUGGCCGUACCACCAACGAGUGUCAAACGGUAUGAACCAAGCUCUGAUCCUCUCUCCUGCUCUCUUCCCCCCCGCUCUCUCCACAGCAGCCAUGGCCUCUUCCUCUUCCAUCACUCUCUCCCAAUCCAUCCUACCUCCCAGCACCGCCACCGGACACCACCACGCCGCCACCAACCCACCCCCCUCCUCCGUCCCCACCUUUUCCCUCCCCACCUUCUCCGGCCUCAAGUCCACUUCCUCCACUCCUGCUUCCUCCCGCCCCACCACCUCACGGCGGCGCGUGAACCCCAUCCGCCGCUCCAUACGGUCCUCCGCCGCCGUCGAAACCCUCGACAAGACCGACACAGCCCUGGUCGAGAAGUCUAUCAACACGAUCCGGUUCCUGGCUAUCGAUGCCGUCGAGAAGGCCAAUUCCGGCCACCCGGGUCUGCCCAUGGGCUGCGCCCCUAUGGGUCAUAUACUCUACGACGAGGUCAUGAGGUACAAUCCCAAGAACCCCUAUUGGUUCAAUCGCGACCGCUUCGUUCUCUCCGCCGGCCACGGUUGCAUGCUUCAGUACGCCUUGCUUCACCUCGCUGGCUACGACAGCGUCCUGGAAGAAGAUUUGAAAAGCUUUCGCCAAUGGGGGAGCAAAACCCCUGGUCAUCCAGAGAACUUUGAGACCCCUGGUGUUGAAGUCACUACUGGUCCUCUUGGUCAGGGUAUUGCCAAUGCUGUUGGCCUGGCCCUAGCUGAGAAACAUUUGGCUGCUCGCUUCAACAAACCAGACAAUGAGAUUGUUGAUCACUACACCUACGCUAUAUUGGGAGAUGGUUGCCAAAUGGAGGGGAUUUCAAAUGAAGUUUGUUCCCUUGCUGGUCACUGGGGGCUUGGGAAGCUUAUUGCUUUCUAUGAUGACAACCAUAUCUCUAUUGAUGGUGAUACAGAGAUUGCUUUUACUGAGAGUGUUGAUACCCGUUUUGAGGGUCUUGGGUGGCAUGUUAUCUGGGUGAAGAAUGGAAACACAGGUUAUGAUGAUAUUCGUGCUGCUAUUAAGGAAGCAAAGGCUGUCAAAGACAAACCCACUUUGAUCAAGGUGACCACAACUAUUGGUUAUGGUUCGCCCAAUAAGGCAAAUUCAUACAGUGUACAUGGAAGUGCACUAGGUGCCAAGGAAGUUGAUGCCACAAGGAAGAACCUGGGAUGGCCUAAUGAGCCUUUCCAUGUACCCGAGGAUGUGAAAAAGCAUUGGAGACGCCAUGUCCCUGACGGUGCUGCUCUUGAAGCUGAGUGGAAUGCUAAGUUUGCUGAGUAUGAGAUGAAAUACAAGGAGGAAGCUGCAGACUUGAAGUCUAUCAUCAACGGUGAGCUGCCUGCUGGUUGGGAGAAAGCUCUCCCGACAUACACACCAGAGAGCCCCAGUGAUGCCACCAGAAAUCUCUCUCAGCAAUGUCUUAAUGCCCUUGCAAAAGUUAUCCCUGGAUUUCUCGGUGGCAGUGCUGAUCUCGCGUCCUCCAACAUGACCCUGCUGAAAAUGUUUGGUGACUUCCAAAAGAACACACCAGAAGAGCGUAAUCUCAGGUUUGGCGUUCGUGAGCAUGGGAUGGGAUCUAUUUGCAACGGGAUUGCCCUCCACAGCCCUGGCCUCAUUCCAUACUGUGCAACUUUCUUUGUUUUCACAGAUUACAUGAGAGCGGCGAUUAGGAUUUCUGCCUUGUCUGAAGCUGGUGUUAUCUAUGUUAUGACCCAUGAUUCAAUUGGACUUGGUGAGGAUGGUCCAACACAUCAGCCAAUUGAGCAUUUGGCUAGCUUCCGUGCAAUGCCCAAUAUUUUGAUGCUUCGUCCAGCUGAUGGCAAUGAGACAGCUGGAGCAUACAAGGUGGCUGUCCUCAAUAGGAAGAGACCUUCCAUCCUUGCUCUCUCGAGGCAGAAGCUGCCCCAACUCGCGGGAACUUCCAUUGAAGGAGUGGAGAAGGGUGGGUAUAUAAUAUCAGACAACUCAUCGGGUAACAAGCCAGAUGUUAUCUUGAUGGGUACUGGUUCUGAAUUGGAAAUUGCUGCCAAGGCUGCAGAUGAGCUCAGAAAGGAAGGGAAGACCGUAAGAGUUGUGUCCUUUGUUUCCUGGGAGCUCUUUGGCGAACAAUCGGAUGCUUACAAGGAAAGUGUCCUUCCAGCAGCUGUAUCAGCCAGAGUUAGCAUCGAAGCUGGAUCAACAUUUGGCUGGGAGAAGAUUGUUGGAAGCAAAGGGAAGGCAAUAGGAAUUGACCGGUUUGGGGCAAGUGCUCCAGCAGGAAAAAUUUACAAGGAGUUUGGCAUAACUGCAGAGGCUGUUAUUGCAGCGGCUAAAUCAUUCUUCUAGGCUUCCAACAUAUUCUUCAGUUUGGUCCUGGAUGUUGACAUAUUCGGCGAGGGGGCUUUUCACGAGCGAACUGGUCAGUUAACGGUCUCAUAACAUUUCAUAAUAAGGAGAUGAAGUAUAUAUAUAUAUAUUUUUUUGGGUGCUUUUUAUCUUCUCCAGUGGAGGAGCCAAAUCUGCAACUGAAUCCAAGAUCAAAAGAGGGGGGGAAUCGAGAUGUUCAUGAAUUUGUAUAAACUCUCUUAAACCUAUUCCGAGUUCUGUAAUGUUGGAAGCAAUUGAUUGUUCAUUGGUGUUAUUAUCCUCCCUCCCAAUGUUCUUGGCCUUUCUUUGGUCUCAGAGAUGCGCUUGAUUUGUAUGAUAGAUGAUCUCUCUCUGUGGAAUAAAGAAAGCAAGGGGAGUUUGCUGUUAAAAGUGUUUAGUUUAUUCUGGGAUGGAUACAGAAUGUGUAUGCAUUUUUCAAUAUCUCAGCUCUUUUUGGGUUUGA